Molecule: messenger RNA, 914 nt
Organism: Dentiscutata heterogama
Lineage: Eukaryota; Fungi; Glomeromycota; Glomeromycetes; Diversisporales; Gigasporaceae
Source: the annotation of a GenBank genome assembly
AGUCACCUGAACACAUAGAUCCUCGUUCUGUACUUCAAAUUCAUCACUUGAUAAUGGCUAUUGGUAGCAUCGUGAAAGGCUUUCCUGAAGCGCCCAAAGGAUCUCAUCCAAUUAUUCUAUGGGUUGGAAUUCUAAAGCAGGUGACUGAGAUCGUUCUAGCUGUGCUGAAAAUUUUGAAUAGAUACGAAAUUAUCAGGGAUGCUGCAAGGUAUACCUUUGCACGGCUUGUUAGUGUGCUUGGCACGGAGAUAUUGCCAUAUCUUCCUUUAUUAAUUAAUGAAUUGCUCACUGAGUGUGGGAUUUCAGAAUUAGUGGAUUUCCUCCCAUUUGUUGGACUCUUAGCUCAUAAAUUUAAACUAAUUAUUCCUUUGAUCGAUAAAGUCUUCCAAUUCUUAAAUCAAACACCAUCCGGAACUGAUGAAGCGCUUUUAUUGAUAGAUCUUCGAAAAGCCUACCUAAAUUUCAUCUUAGGAUUGUUGAAUAAUGAAAUGGAUGCAGUUUUCGUCAGCGAAUCGAAUCAGCCACGUCUAGAAAGCAUACUUCGAAGUGUCAUACAUUAUGCCAGCGAUACCUCUGAUAUUCCAUCUAUGAAGAUAGCUUUUAGUAUUCUUUCGAAAACGUUGACUCUCUGGGGUGACCAGUACUUGACAAUAGGUGCAUUAUAUGAGCACAUAUUGCGUAUUUGUUUCGAAGUUCCCUUUAAGCCAUCAUUCAAUGUGAGCGACGGUCAAUCAUUAACGGUUUUAAAUGAAAUAUCCAAGAUAUUGAAAAUCAUGCUUUCACAAAGGGGAGAUGAUUUUCUUGAAUAUCUUAGGAAUGUAUGGACUAUUUGGUUGCUACAACCAGAUCUUCUUGAUGAUUUCUUACGUUCUUUACAGCAACUAGAAUUAAAAGCAUUUCAGAAAUAUUUCCAG